Messenger RNA from Acanthosepion pharaonis, 2424 nucleotides. NCBI's taxonomy places the organism in Eukaryota, Metazoa, Mollusca, Cephalopoda, Sepiida, Sepiidae. The record is from the annotation of a GenBank genome assembly.
AUGUUGACGGUGAUCAACACAAAACUCUUUGAAAAGAAAAAAACUAAUAUAAGACCUUCACCUUAUCCAGGCGAUGUGUUGAAGCUGCAAAUGGAUGUCUCUUUUGAAACAGAGACAAGAUUGAGGAUUAAGAUUUUUGAUCCAGUGAAGAAAAGAUUUGAAGUUCCAUUUCCAGUACCAAAAGUAAAAAUACAAGCAAAAAACCCUCAAUAUGUAUUUCAAACAACACCAGUGGGUCAGCUAUUUCACUUUAAUGUCUCAAGAAUUGAUCCAGUGACGUCUAAAACAUCAACAAUAUUAAUUCGUUCAAGUGGAACUUUAGUUUUUGCUGAUCAAUUUCUUCAACUGUCAUACUUCUUACCCUCAAAUUUUAUAUAUGGACUUGGAGAACAUCAUGGUCCACUGCUACAUUCCACAAAAUGGUCCAAGAUUCCAUUAUGGAACAAGGACCAUAUUCCUAAGGAUAAGCUGAACCUCUAUGGAACACACCCAUUUUAUCAAAUACUUGAGAAAAAUGGCAAAAGCCAUGGAGUAUUUUUGAGGAACAGUAAUGCAAUGGAUAUUAUUCUACAACCUUCUCCUGCUAUAACCUGGCGUCCAAUUGGUGGUAUUUUUGAUUUUUAUGUCUUCCUGGGUCCAACUCCUGCUGAUGUGGUGCAGCAAUACACUGAUGUCAUUGGUCGUCCAUUCAUGCCACCCUACUGGAGCCUAGGAUUUCAUCUGUGCAGGUUUGGCUACCCAACUGCUAACAAGACACUGAGCAUUAUGAAUCGAGUCCGAGCAGCAGGAAUACCUCAGGAUGUGCAAUGGAGUGAUAUCGAUUAUGCAUAUAAGAGAAGGGAUUUCACCUUUGAUUCUAAAAAGUUUGGAGAUCUGCCAGGUAUGGUGCAAGAAAUCCAUAAUCGAGGAAUGAAAUAUGUCCUGAUAAUAGAUCCUGGUAUUUAUGCUGGGCCAAAGAAGAAGUCCUAUAUUCCUUACAGUCUUGGAAUGGAUAUGGGCAUUUUUAUUAAUGAUAGUUCAGGGACCAAACCUCUGUUUGGUAAGGUUUGGCCUGGAAUUACAGUUUUCCCAGAUUUUACAAAUCCGAAAACAACAAAAUAUUGGCAUAUUCUGAUAAGCAAGUUCCACGAAAGAGUCAAGUUUGAUGGACUCUGGCUGGAUAUGAAUGAGAUAUCCAACUUUGUCACUGGUUCAAUUGAUGGUUGUCCCAAACAUUCUCAACUGGAAAAUCCACCAUAUGUACCAGGUAUUCAUGGGAAGGUACUCAGGUUUGCAACCAUUUGUACAUCAGCUAAGCAAUACUUGUCCACUCAGUACAAUCUUCAUAAUUUAUAUGGCUUAACUGAGACAAUGGUCAGCUAUAAAGUUUUAGCUAAAAUCUGGAAUAAGCGGCCAUUCCUGAUUUCACGUUCGACCUUCUCAGGCAGUGGGCAUUAUGGUGGACAUUGGACUGGAGACAACCGAGCCAUUGCAACUGAUAUGAAAGCUUCUAUCGCUGAUAUGAUUAACUUCAACAUUUUUGGAAUUCCAAUGAUUGGUGCUGAUAUUUGUGGCUUCCAUUUGAACACAUCCCGGGUGCUGUGCCAACGUUGGUAUCAGCUUGGAGCAUUCUAUCCUUUUUCUAGAAGUCAUAACUCUUUACAUCUAAAAGAUCAAGACCCAGCAGCAUUUGGAAAGGCAUUUGCUGAAUCUACUCGGAAAGCCUAUCUCACCAGAUAUUCUCUGUUGCCUUAUCUCUACACCCUAUUCUAUAGAAGUCAUGUGAAUGGCUCUACAGUUGUCAGACCCUUGUUUUAUGAAUUCCCACUUGACAAAAAAACUUAUGCACUGGACACACAAUUCCUGUGGGGCCCAGCUUUGAUGUUUUCACCUGUUUUGGUUCCAAAUGAACUAUCUGUCACGGCUUACUUUCCUCGGGAUAUAUGGUACAAUUUCUACACAGGUAAAACUGUACCAUCUACAUCUGGUUACCAUGUCCUUGAAGCACCUCUUGAUGUCAUAAAUAUUCAUCUUCGUGGGGGAUACAUUCUCCCUCUUCAAGAUCCUGAGCUCACAACAUUUCGCAGCCGUAAAAAUUCAUUCACCCUCCUUGUAGCUCUGAAUAUCAAGAGUAAGGCCAGAGGAGAAAUUUAUUGGGAUGAUGGUGACUCAUUAGAUUCAGUAACGAACAAUAAAAAUAAUUUAAUAUCCUUUCAUGCUGAAAAGGAUUUUGUGAAGAAUGAAGUCAUUCAUAAAAACUAUUUAUUGGAGCCCAUGAUUCUAAGCAAUGUGACAGUAUUUGGACUUCAAGCAAAACCAAAAGUCGUGUUCUUCAAUAGACAUCCAGUGUUUUUCUCUUAUAAAAACGAAACAAAGGUUUUGUAUGUGACCAAACUGAAAGCAAACCUUCUUGACCCUUUCCAGUUAACUUGGUCUUUGGGAUAA